AUGUUGCUGCUAGUGGACUGCUCCAGCUGUCGGACGCCGCUUCACCUCCCUCCCGGAGCCACCCGAAUUCGCUGCUCCGUUUGCCACGCCUUCACUCUCGUCGCUCCCGAGCCCCGUCUCCAAUCUCAUCCCCACGCGCCGCCGAGCCCUCUUCCUUUCCCCAACUCAAUUCCGACACCAUCACAUUCCGUCUACCCGCCACCGGCACCGCUCAAUCACGUGCCAGCGCCUUCUCAUUCCGUCUACCCGCCACCGUCACCGCCUCCGUUUAAUCACGCGCCGUCGGCCCCACCUCCAUUCAGUCACGAACCGCUGUCUCCGUUCGAUCAUUCUCCGCCGGCAUCGUAUCCGGUCAUUCACGCGUCGACAGAACUGUAUCCGUAUAACCACGCGCCGCCAGCACCGUUUCCGUAUGAUCACGCGCCACCGGGGCCACCACCUCCUGUACAUGGACAGAAGCGAGCGGUGAUCGUCGGGGUGUCUUAUAAGAACACGAAGGACGAAUUGAAAGGAUGUAUCAAUGACGCAAACUGUAUGAAGUUCAUGUUGAUGAAGCGUUUCCAUUUCCCGGAAUCUUGCAUUCUUAUGCUCACAGAAGAAGAAACGGACCCAUUGAGAUGGCCGACGAAGAACAACAUAACAAUGGCAAUGCAUUGGCUAGUUUUAGGCUGCAAAGCGGGAGAUUCCCUCGUCUUCCAUUUCUCCGGUCAUGGCAACAACCAGAUGGACAACAACGGCGACGAGGUCGAUGGCUUUGACGAGACUCUUCUUCCUGUUGACCACGCGACCUCUGGUGUCAUCGUUGACGACGAGAUCAAUGCUACAAUCGUAAGGCCUCUCCCAUACGGAGUCAAGCUCCAUGCCAUCGUCGACGCUUGUCAUAGCGGUACCGUCAUGGACUUACCCUAUCUUUGUAGAAUGGACAGACUCGGGAAAUAUGAUUGGGAAGACCAUCGGCCUCCAUCAGGCAUGUGGAAAGGUACGAGUGGCGGAGAAGUCUUCUCCUUCACGGGCUGCGAUGAUGACCAGACCUCAGCUGACACUCCGCAACUGUCAGGGAGUGCGUGGACGGGGGCGAUGACGUAUGCAUUCAUCCAAGCCAUAGAACGUGGUCACGGGACGACUUACGGGAGCUUAUUGAAUGCAAUGAGAUCAACGGUUCACGAGAUCUUCGACAAAAACAAAGGUAGAGAGCUUAUCGAAGUGGAAGGCGCUGAUCUUCUCACUACUCUUCUUGGUUUGCUCAUCUUAGGCGCUGCUCCUCCUGAGGACGAGGAAGUAAACCAGGCCCCACAAAAAACUCAGAUAUGUUGGUGUGUUGGAAUGCUACCACAGGAACCACAAUUGAGCGCUAACGAGCCAUUUGCUGUGUACGGGAAGCCCUUCUCUCUAUAA
Messenger RNA from Thlaspi arvense, 1395 nucleotides. The record is from the annotation of a GenBank genome assembly. Lineage: Eukaryota; Viridiplantae; Streptophyta; Magnoliopsida; Brassicales; Brassicaceae.